Anastrepha obliqua is the source of this 585-nucleotide messenger RNA. Its product is annotated as putative nuclease HARBI1. Bases 1 to 585 code for a protein of 194 amino acids. NCBI's taxonomy places the organism in Eukaryota, Metazoa, Arthropoda, Insecta, Diptera, Tephritidae. The transcript has 5 exons. The record is from RefSeq and is a predicted model, not a curated record.
AUGCCAGCGUCAAAUCGUGAAAUGAAUGACGAAUUUAAUCGAGAGUUGGAACGGGAACGUGAAUAUGAUCACCAGGAAUUAGAUUUAGUAUUCCACUGUGAAUCGCCAAAAGUUUAUGAUACAUUAAUGAAGGCAAUUGCUGAUGGAAAUGGUGGUUUAUAUUUCCUUAAUACCCCUGGGUCUUACCAGUUCAUUCCUCAUGUCAGAAUAAUUGGCUGUGUUGAUGGCACGCAUGUUAAAAUUGUCGCUCCCAGGAAAGAAGUUCAGCAUUUGUAUUACAACAGGAAGGGAUUCUACAGCAUUAAUGCUAUGAUUGUUUGUGAUCAUACAAUGAAAAUAACCUAUAUAAAUGCGAAAAAUCCAGGAGCUACUCAUGACUUCAUGGCUUUCAACAUGUCGCCAUUGAAAGCGCAUUUAGAGGAGCAACAUCUCAAUGGCCGUCGCAAUACUUGGCUCCUUGGUGAUGCUGGAUACGCUCUAAAACCUUAUUUAAUGACGCCGUUCAGAAACUCUGAGGAAGGGUCUCCACAAAGGACCUACAACAAACAACAUGCUAAAGCGAGAAUUGCAAAACUUCGUCGGUAG